GCAUUAGAUGCCAAAAUCGCCGAUUUUGCCUGCCCAAUUUGCUUUGUGCGCUGUUUAACCCCCUUCGCCCUUUUUAACUCGCCUCCUUCUCUCUGUUCUGCUUUCUUCUUGCACAGAAGAGACGAGAAGAUCUGCUCCUUAACUCCCCUGGAAAAGGGGGGAAAAAAAUUAGGCCAAAUUCAUCCUCCUUGUCUCCUCCCACCCUCCACCUACUCCACACAUAGCAUAGCAGCCCUCAACAAAAAAGAAACCCAAAGAAAAGGCACGCGAGAUCGUCCAUAUUAUAGUAUGUAUGUUAACUUAACUAAACAUUACAUACUCUUUUGCGUAUCUGGAGAGGGCUUUUUCUGGUGUUGUUGAUUUCGUGCUCUGUCAUUCUUCUAAUCUUCUUCCUUCCUUCCUUGCUCAUCCGCGUGUCUUUGUCUUCCUCCCCCAUCCCCCUUGCAUUCUUUCUUUCCCCACUCAUGGUGGUUCAACUCCCCCCGCAUCAACCAGCUUGAUACUGAAAGCUUGCCUGCCCUUUUUUUCUUCACAAAGUUCCAGUCUUUUUGACGUGUUCGCCCCUUCACUUUUUUUUACAUUUGGGGAAGUGGGGUUGUUUGUUCAAAUUCAGUAAUCAAUUGGGCUGAUUCGGAAAGCUUUAGAUAGUUUGCCACUCUUUCUGGAACUGUGCACGUUUCGGAGGUGCGAGGGGAUAUGAUUCUGAAGUUGCGUCCACCUCUUCAGCCAGGUUAGAGAAACUGCUUUGUGAUUGUGGUUCUGCGUUUUGGGGGGAAAUGGGUGGGCCGCCAUUGAAAUUGGAGCGGGAACGAGCGUUACCGUCUUCCCCGCCACCGCCAAUGGAUCUGGAGACGGGAGCUCAUCGUAAUCAUGUCAAGAAGGAGUCAUGGCGGACGGUGUUGACCCUGGCGUACCAGAGCCUAGGAGUGGUGUACGGAGAUUUGAGCACAUCGCCGCUGUACGUUUACAAGAGCACAUUUGCGGAAGAUAUUAGCCACUCGGAGACGAACGAAGAGAUCUUUGGGGUUUUGUCAUUCGUCUUCUGGACACUCACCCUCGUCCCACUCUUGAAAUACGUGUUCAUAGUUCUCAGAGCAGACGACAACGGCGAAGGAGGGACAUUUGCUCUCUACUCGCUGCUGUGCCGCCACGCCCGAGUCAACGCGCUCCCCAAUCGGCAGGUGGCGGAUGAGGAUCUGUCCGAGUACAAGAAGGACAGCAACCUUGCUGAUACUUCCUGUUCGAAGAACCCCAGUUUUGGGUCGAGCUUGAAAUCGACUCUGGAGAAGCACAGGGUGCUGCAGAGGAUCUUGCUGGUUUUGGCCUUGAUUGGGACUUGUAUGGUCAUUGGCGAUGGCGUUCUCACCCCUGCCCUUUCUGUUUUCUCUGCAGUCUCGGGGGUUGAGCUUUCAUUGUCGAAGGAACAUCACAAAUAUGUGGAACUCCCAGUUUCAUGCGCCAUACUUGUAGCCUUGUUUGCACUACAACAUUACGGGACCCACCGGGUUGGUUUCCUGUUUGCGCCGGUGGUUCUGAUAUGGCUUCUCUGCAUCAGUGGAAUUGGGAUAUACAAUAUUUUGCACUGGAAUCCCCAUGUCUACAAAGCACUAUCACCAUAUUACAUGUACAACUUCUUGAAGAAAACUCAAAGGGGUGGAUGGAUGUCACUAGGAGGGAUUUUGUUGUGCAUAACAGGCUCAGAAGCAAUGUUUGCUGAUCUGGGACACUUUUCUCAGUUGUCUAUCAAGAUUGCUUUCACUACAUUGGUGUAUCCAUCGUUGAUACUUGCAUAUAUGGGACAGGCUGCAUAUCUAUCGACGCACCAUGUGAUUGAAAGUGAUUACCAAAUUGGUUUCUAUGUAUCUGUACCUGAUAAAAUAAGGUGGCCAGUUCUUGUCAUAGCCAUACUUGCUGCAGUAGUGGGAAGCCAAGCAAUCAUCACAGGGACUUUCUCAAUCAUUAAACAGUGUUCAUCCCUGGGUUGCUUCCCUAAAGUCAAAAUAGUUCACACGUCAUCAAAAGUCCAUGGUCAGAUCUACAUCCCUGAGAUCAACUGGACUCUAAUGCUGCUUUGUUUGGCUGUUACAAUCGGGUUCAGAGACACGAAACGCCUGGGAAAUGCUUCAGGUUUGGCAGUUAUAACAGUUAUGCUGGUCACAACCUGCCUAAUGUCUCUGGUCAUCGUCUUAUGCUGGGAAAAGAGUGUGUUUCUAGCAAUAGGUUUCGUGUUCUUCUUUGGCACAAUUGAAGCUCUUUACUUCUCAGCUUCCCUCAUCAAGUUCCUGCAGGGAGCCUGGGUCCCCAUUGCACUGGCAUUCAUAUUCCUGCUCAUAAUGUGCGUGUGGCACUAUGGCUCACUAAAGAAGUACGAAUUCGAUGUCCAAAACAAGGUCUCCAUCAACUGGCUGCUUAGUUUAGGUCCUAGCCUUGGCAUUGUUCGAGUAAGAGGGAUCGGCCUCAUCCACACCGAGCUUGUGACUGGAAUUCCAGCAAUCUUCUCCCACUUUGUCACCAACCUUCCAGCAUUCCACCAGGUCCUGAUCUUCCUGUGCAUCAAAUCAGUCCCCGUCCCACAUGUGGGACCAGAGGAACGGUUCCUAAUAGGGCACAUCGGCCCAAGAGAGUACAGGCUGUACAGGUGCAUAGUCAGAUAUGGGUACCGCGAUGUACACAAAGAUGACACCGAGUUCGAGAAGGAUCUGGUGUGCAGCAUAGCAGAAUACAUACGUGCUGGGAGCACGGAAUUCAAUGCCGACAUGGCGAAGGAAGAAGAUGACAAGAUGACAGUGGUGGGAACAUGCUCAACUCAUGUCGAUGGGAUCCUGUUGAGGGAGGAGGGCAAAGACGAGAUUGAAACCGCGGCUGGGACCUCAGAAGUGCGGGAGAUGAAGUCACCUCCAGCAAUGCAACUAAAGAAACGAGUAAGAUUCAUUGUCCCUGAUAGUCCCCAGAUUGAUAAAGCCGCGAGGGAAGAGUUGCAGGACCUCAUGGAAGCCAGGGAAGCAGGGGUUGCGUACAUACUCGGAAACUCGUAUGUUAGGGCAAAGCAAGGAUCCAGCAUGUUGAAGAAGUUUGUGAUCAACUAUGGGUAUGAGUUCUUGAGAAGGAACAGUAGGGGACCAACACAUGCCCUUAGUGUGCCUCAUGCAUCUACCUUAGAAGUAGGGAUGAUAUACAAUGUCUGAAAAGAAAAGGGUUUUGACUGACUAAUACCAGGUUUUAGAGGUGUGUCUGUGUAUUUAUGUGUACAUCCUGUAAUUUUUUGAGGUUGUUAUAAUGGAUACAAGUGGAAAACGAGCCCGCCAGGCCAUAAGUUGGAAAAUGGUGGAUCAUAACCAUAGAGAUUUAAAUAUAAAAAAGCAGUUCAUGAGUGAUUUGUGGAAUUCCUUCCUACUUCAUCGUUAUUAAAUUUCAACCUGACAGUG
This is a messenger RNA of Linum tenue, 3425 nucleotides long. NCBI's taxonomy places the organism in Eukaryota, Viridiplantae, Streptophyta, Magnoliopsida, Malpighiales, Linaceae. The record is from the annotation of a GenBank genome assembly.